Messenger RNA from Ixodes scapularis (black-legged tick), 2330 nucleotides. Its product is annotated as urocanate hydratase. Gene Ontology annotation, biological process: L-histidine catabolic process. Gene Ontology annotation, molecular function: urocanate hydratase activity. Bases 111 to 2132 code for a protein of 673 amino acids. Lineage: Eukaryota; Metazoa; Arthropoda; Arachnida; Ixodida; Ixodidae. The transcript has 22 exons. The record is from RefSeq and is a predicted model, not a curated record.
CUGAGUCGGCCCAGAUAAUAAACCGAGGCCCUGGGACAGCCAGUUAGCAGACGGCUCGUCUGGUUUCUGUUCCCUGAGAAGACGUCCGUUUUGCACUGCCGCGUGAAACCAUGAGCACUCUGAAGGAGAUCUGCGGGGGGCUUCCCCUGGACCCGCUGCCCCCGAAAAAGCGCAGGGACGAGGCCCUGCCCCACGCUCCCGUGAGGAACGUGCCCUUGACCUUGGAAGAAAAACAGGUCGCCCUGAAGAAUGCUCUGCGCUACUUCCCGGCCCGCGUGCACGCAGUUCUGGCUCCCGAGUUCGCCGAGGAACUGUCCACCUACGGACACAUCUACAUGUACCGCUUCCUCCCCUCGAUCCCGAUGAGGGCGUAUCCGAUCAGCGAGUACCCGGCCAAGUGCCAGCAGGCGGCGGCAGUCAUGCUCAUGAUCAUGAACAACCUGGACCCCCAGGUGGCGCAGUUCCCGCAGGAACUGGUCACCUACGGCGGAAACGGCCAGGUCUUCUCCAACUGGGCACAGUUCUGGCUGGUGAUGCACUACUUGUCCAAGAUGAACGAGUCCCAGACCUUGGUGAUGUACUCGGGUCAUCCGCUGGGCCUCUUCCCCUCCCUGAAGCCGAGUCCAAGGGUGGUCAUCACCAACGGAAUGGUCAUUCCGAGCCACUCCACGCCUCCAGACUACGACAAGAUGUUCGCCAUGGGAGUUUCCAUGUACGGUCAAAUGACAGCUGGAAGCUACUGCUACAUCGGGCCUCAAGGCAUUGUCCAUGGCACAACGAUCACGAUCAUGAACGCCGGUCGCAAGUACCUGAAGAUCGACGACCUCAGAGGGAAGGUCAUGGUGUCUUCCGGCCUUGGAGGCAUGAGUGGAGCGCAGGCCAUGGCCUCAGUCAUCGCCAACGGCAUCGGAAUCAUCGCGGAGGUUUCCAGGGAGGCGACUUACAAGAGGCACAAGCAGGGAUGGCUGGACGAAGUCGUCGAAGAUCUCGAAGAACUCAUCAAAAGGAUCAGGAAGGCCAAAGCUGGCAAGGAGGUCGUCAGCAUCGGGUACCUGGGAAACAUUGUGGACCUUUGGGAACGCUUGGCUGUGGAACUGGAGACCACCGGAGAACUUUUGGUCGAGCUGGGUUCUGACCAGACGUCGUGUCACAAUCCCUUCAACGGAGGUUACUACCCGGUUCAGUUAACCUACGACGAAGCCAACGAGAAAAUGAGGACAGACCCGAGAACAUUCAAGAUGCUCGUUCAAGAGAGCUUGCGGAGGCAGGUGUCGGCCAUCAACAAGUUGACCAGGAGGGGUCUGUGCUUCUGGGACUACGGAAAUGCCUUCCUUCUCGAGGCCUCCAGAGCCGGAGCGGACGUUGGUCACAGCGGGAUAAAGUUCCGCUACCCGUCCUACGUCCAGGACAUCAUGGGUGACAUUUUCUCCUUGGGUUUUGGACCGUUCAGAUGGGUGUGUACUUCGGGGCUGAAGGAAGAUCUGGCAGAAACGGACAAACUGGCCACCAAAGUUCUCAAGCAACUGCUGCAAACAGACGUACCGGAACGAGUGAAGCAGCAGUACCGCGAUAACAUCACCUGGAUCGAGAAGGCCUCCACUCACAACCUGGUGGUGGGAUCUCAAGCUAGGAUCCUGUACUCCGACAAGACGGGACGGACACAGAUCGCGCUGGCAUUCAACGAGGCGGUCAGGAAGGGACAGCUCAAGGAACCCGUGGUGAUCAGCCGGGACCACCACGACGUGAGCGGAGCGGACAGCCCGUACAGAGAGACGUCCAACGUCUACGACGGCUCAGCGUUCACAGCAGACAUGGCAGUGCAGAACUUCGUUGGAGACGCGCUGAGGGGCGCUACCUGGGUGGCCCUUCACAACGGCGGCGGCGUCGGAUGGGGCGAGGUCAUAAACGGAGGGUUCGGAUGCCUGCUGGAUGGAUCCAAGGACGCAGACGAACGCUUGACAUCGCUUUUGUCGUGGGAUGUGAACAACGGAGUGAGCCGCAGAAGCUGGUCCGGAAAUAAGUAUGCCUACGAGACAAUUCAACGUGCAAUGGCAGACAACCCGGACCUUCAAGUCACCUUGCCGAACCAAGCAGACGACAAACUCAUUGAGCAGGCACUCGGACCAGCCUAGUGGACUGGUAGCAUGACGCUCCAUGCAGGAAGGGUACCCUCAUGAACAGCGACUUCAAGGGCAAUAUGGAAAAUUGGCAGCUCUAUUGCCCCUUCUUUCAUCACAAAACCUAUUUCCAAACUGUGCAGUGGUUCGCAACACGACCCCAGCCAUCGUAGUAGACUUUAGAAUAAAGUGACAUAGGCUUGACUUAUAAAA